AUGCCGGCGCCCGGCCGGGGCCCCCGCGGGCCGCCGCUGACCAUGCCCGGGCGCCGGGGGGCGCUGCGCGAGCCGGCGGGCUGCGGCUCCUGCCUGGGGGCGGCGCUGGCGCUGGCGCUGCUGCUGCUGCUGCUGCCCGCCGGCUGCCCGGUGCGGGCGCAGAACGACACGGAGCCCAUCGUGCUGGAGGGCAAGUGCCUGGUGGUGUGCGACUCGAGCCCGUCGGCCGACGGCGCCGUCACCUCCUCCCUGGGCAUCUCGGUGCGCUCCGGCAGCGCCAAGGUGGCCUUCUCCGCCACGCGGAGCACCAACCACGAGCCGUCCGAGAUGAGCAACCGCACCAUGACCAUCUACUUCGACCAGGUAUUAGUAAAUAUUGGCAACCAUUUCGAUCUCGCCUCCAGUAUUUUUGUAGCACCGAGGAAAGGGAUUUAUAGCUUCAGCUUCCACGUGGUCAAAGUGUACAACAGACAAACCAUCCAGGUCAGUUUAAUGCAGAACGGCUACCCCGUGAUCUCAGCGUUUGCGGGUGACCAGGACGUUACCAGAGAAGCUGCCAGCAAUGGUGUCCUGCUGCUGAUGGAAAGAGAGGACAAAGUACAUCUCAAGCUAGAGAGAGGCAACCUCAUGGGUGGCUGGAAGUACUCCACGUUCUCGGGCUUUUUGGUGUUUCCUCUAUAAACGCAGUGGCCCCCAGGCGGCGGGCAAGUUGCCAUCUGGACCCGGGCGUCCGCCCUUCCUAGACACCCUGGACUCGCCAGAAUAGGACCACUUGUUUCCAACCUCUGUCGGACUGUCGAGGUAGAAGAAUGAUUUCUUUCCAAAUCUCCAGCAUUUUCUUUGAAUAUUGACCAUUCCUCGGGAACCUGGCUUCUAAUUAGUUUAGACGACAAGGUCUUAAGGAGACAUGAAAUGAUCGAUUUGAGCAAUUUGUACCUGUGAUUGUGAAGUCAAUAUUGGAUUUUAUUGUCGGGACCAUUGACUUUUCUUCUUUUGUUUGUACGUGGUAUCGCGGCCCCAACGCGAGGAGGGCGGCCGACCCUGGGGCCGGAUUGCAGGCCUCAGGCGGGACUCAGAGCAAGAGCCCUGCGCAUCACCACCCGCCGGAGAGUCCUCGAAAUGUGUUCUUUAUGUGUCUGUUCAGCCUUAAGAAAAAGAAUGGCUUCACUCUCAUUCUGUAUUUUUCCCCCCGGGUGGACGGGAGGCCUCGGGAGGGGGAAGGGGACAUUGUGAAUCUGUCAAGAAGUGCUUUAUCUGGAGAAGCAAAUUUUGCACGAUUGGACUGCGACUUUUGCUUUGUAUUGUGUGUGUGCGUGUGUGUGUGUGCGUGUGAGUGUGUGUGUGUGUGUGUGUGUGUGGUUUUCUGUUUUUAGUUUUUGUUUUGUUUUUCCUGGAAGAGCUUUACCUUUCUUUCCACGUUCAGCUCUCCCUCCUUACCCCUCCUUCUUCUAUGUUUCUGUGCUGGGACGGGGGAGAGAAAUGUAUGCUGAAUUCCUGAAUGAGACCAAACCAAACAAAACAAAAAACGCCGAUGUAUUUUGUUUUGGUUGAGACCAGAACAAACAGAAGGUACCUGUAGAUCAAAGUCCAAAUAACAGAUGGACCAUUCUGCUUAUCCUUUCAAAGAGAUUCUCUCAGACGCACCUUUAGAACUAACAAGCUGGAUUUUUUUUUUUUUUUUUUUUUUAACGCUCUGGAAUACUCUAAGAACUUGAUAUUCCUGGGUGGCUUUGAAUCACGUAAGAUGAGAAUGGAAGCGGUAAUGACCAAGUCUCUGAAACACACGCUUUCUCGGCCCAGCGCACCUGGGUCUGCCCAGCAGCCUGUUGUCAUCUAUUUGCACCCGUGUCUGCGAGAGCACACCAGGCUCAGGUGCUUCAAAGCCAACAGGACCAGCUACUCUCCCUCAGGAUCCUCCUCUGAUCUGCCAAGGAAAGAGGUGUGUUGAUGCUCCCUGCGAACACCUGGCAGGAAGCCACCUGGAAGUCACAGCAGUUACAGGUAUUGGCAGAGGCACCCUGGGAGCAGUUUUCCAAAUCCUUCUUGUUUUGGCCCCUUGUACAACAAUAGUAUUACAAUACAGCUGGGAGCCGACGGGUGCAGGAUUCAUAUGCCAAGGAAAUGUUACUAAUCCCAAAGCAAUGGAAGAAGAGACCUCACAGCGGAUGUUAAUUUGUCCUUUGUGUAACAAUGUAACCAAAAUAUUGAUGAUAAAGAGUCAUAAUUUAAGAUUCAGAAUAAAUGGGUUUGAUGUCUGGCUUGCUCUUCUCCCUUCACAUCGUCUCCCAACUCCUCCAGUGUGUGGAAGUAAAGGCCACGGAUCAAGGACUCGGGGAAAGGAAGCCCACACUGUGCCUCUUUAAAACACACACUCAAAUGCACACCCCCAUAUGCAGAUCUAGCUGUGGGUCUCCAUGGAAAUUGCACACUUAGAUACCUUUCAAUCUAUAUCUGUAUUUUUCACAUGAAAAGAUUUCAGGGGGAGAUAUGUGAAAAAAGACAGUAUUCAAAAGGCUUUAUGGAUAGGCGAUCUGCUUUCAUCACAUACAAUCAUUGAUGUACAAGUUCCAAUCCAAUAUUUCAAUCAGAGAACAUGGAUAUAAAGGAAACUGACAUUUCAAUACAGCAUCAAGUGUUUCUAAGAUACAUGUGAGCAUGGGGAAGCAUUGGGUUCCAUUUCCAAAUAAAUGCAGUGGGGAUUAUAAGAGUGAAAAUAAUAUAGUUUGAUGAAAAGUCUAAGUUUUUAAUGGCCGUAAGUGGACAGCGUAAUACGAUACAGAAUUGAAUUUGAAUUAAAAUGAUACUAUAUUUUGUUAGGAAAAAAAAAUCAAGAAAUAUCAGCCAAAAAGCAUUUGGGUAUAUUGGCUCUGUGAUUAGGUGACACACUUCUGAGCGUGAGCGUUGUUUAUUAAUGCCGAUAAUGCAAACAGGACGCUAGUGAAUAUUUUCCUUCUGUGUUUUACUGCUCUCAGUGAAUUAGCCCUCUGCCCCUCCUUUAUAAAACCUUCCGUUUGAUUUCAGACAAGCAGCAAACUUCAUUAGGGGAACAAUACCGCACUUCAGAGACUGAAAAAAAAAUAUAUGCGUAUGUGCUAUUUUUACCGCUUACUAAUAUGUAAUGCACAUAUUUGUAUUUACAGCUUUACCAUGUCCAGGUUGUUAUUUGGUUAUGCCGUCUAAUAAAUAAGUUAUUAAAUUCAUCAUUCUAAAAAUAAGCAUAUUUCAGGAGUUUCUUUUAUAUUAGGAAAAAAACUUAAUCCUGUUUAUUCCACUCCUGCCUUUAUUUGUUUGUUUGUUUGUUUGUUUAUUUCUAUCUUGAGCUGGAUGCCAAACCCUACAUUAGGGAGAAGCCACAAUAGUAGUUCUUCUGAAGCUCUUUGCUGUCCACCCUCGCAGCUGCCUAAAUUCUGUCUGGUUUAAGGAUCUUUGAGGGAGAUGAAGCUCUUGUGUGUGGUCUGCGGAAAUAUGUAGGUCAGAUCAAAAUGUGAAAUAUAUUUUCCUUUAUUUGGGGAGGGAAAGUGACAUGUGCACUGUGUGCAGUCUGAUUUGAGCAUCCGUACCUCUGGGCUUCUGCUUCCCAUCUGUGGGGUGAGGGCAGUAGCCCCCAUAUUUCCUGCCCAACUCACAAAGCAAUGGUGAGAGUGCUCUGGGAAGCAAGGCACUGUGAUCUGUGCUCUGAGAAGUGCAAGGCACUGUGAUCACGGGAGACAUUAUGUGGCAGGAAGGGUGUUUCUGGAAAGUCGGAUUGUUCCAUGUGCGAUUUAUUAAACGUACCUAAAACGAACAUCUGACAAGAGAACACUUUUAUGUGACACUAAAUUUCCAUAUUCCCCACUAGCUUAUUAAAGCUGUACCACUCUGGAAGUUUAAUUCGAGUUUUAAGAAUGAUGAUAAUAUGAACAUGUCAAAAUCUAUACAUUUUCCUAUUACCUCAAUUCUUGAUUAUGUUCUUUGACUGACCUACGUGGCUGAGGCCUAGCUUUCUGUUCCAGUCUGUGAUACCAGUAUUUUAGAAAAAUAUACAACUAUAGUGUUUUUAACACAAAGAAAAACUCAGUUAUCAAUAUUUUGGCAUUGUAAUAGUAAGUCGGUCUAGCCACUAAAUGUUAAUCCUGCUAAGCUGCAAGUGCUUUUAAAAUAACACUAUUUUUUAACUAAAAUAUAUUCUAAUUUGAAACACAACACUGCUUCUACUCUAGGUCCUGACAACCUGCAUUUACUAUCUGUAGUUCCUGAGUCCUUUUCGCAUUCUAAUAUUUUUUUAUUUAUAUACUCUUGUAUAGUGAAGUUAUUUACAUUUUUAAAGUUUGUGAUUACCAUGGCCGCUUGGAGCAAAGGAGAGAAAAGUCUUUUGGAUAUUGACAUGAACACUCAUGGGAUCUUGUAGAGAUUACAUACUUACUUGUUUGGAAAAAAAAUGUUUUUGACCAAAACCUAGGGAUAUCAAGCCUCAGAAGAGUUAGAAAAGACUUUUGCUGAAUCUUUAAUUUUAUUUCUAUUUCCUUGCAAUCUUAUCAAGGAAAUUGAUAUCAAAUCACAUACAUGAUAACUGUUACAUAUGUAUCACUUGCCUGUAAAUACAUGAACAUACACACCUGUUUUCCUUGAUGAAUAAAAACGGAUCAUAGAUUGACUACAUUCUCCUGGACUCUGGCAAUAGUUGAGAGGAGAAUUUGUUGAAUCGCUUUAUACAAACAAAACAAAAGCAUGGUUUGCUCCAGCAUGCCUCAUAUAUAGCAAAAGGAACAAAGAAUGUUCUGUCAAUUUGUGUCCUCAUGAUUUUGCAAUCUUUUAUAAGGAAAUAAAUAUUGCAAUAA
Molecule: messenger RNA, 4817 nt
Organism: Canis lupus familiaris (dog)
Lineage: Eukaryota; Metazoa; Chordata; Mammalia; Carnivora; Canidae
Gene: CBLN2
Product: cerebellin 2 precursor
Exons: 3
Coding region: 1-681 (226 amino acids)
Molecular function (GO): protein binding
Source: RefSeq, a predicted model, not a curated record